AUUAAAAUAAAAAAACAAAAAUGAUAAAUUAUUCAAUAAAUGAGGAACAAGAAUAGGAUCUUUAAUUGAAUCCAAAUGAUUGUAUUUUUCAUGUUAAAAAUGGAAUCACUACUGAUAACAAGUAAUAAUAAACAUUUAGUAAUUUCAUAAAUCCAAUUGAUGCCAGUUAUGAUGAAAGUUUAAAAUAACAAGACAAAUAAGAAGAAAUUAAUUAAUAAUAGGUUUAGAAAUAAAAAAGUUUUGAAAAAGAAAGAGAUUCUAUGAGGCUAUAUGUAAAUCGAUUUUAAAAAAAUUGGGGAACAAUUGGAUUAUAGAUAUUACAGGAAUCUUAUCAAUAUAGUAUAGACAUUGAUAAGAAAAGCUCAAAGGAUAUUUUGAAGAGAAUUUUAUAAGAUCCUACAAAAUCCACACACGCUUUAAAAGUUCUUUAAAAUCCACUUUUUUAUAAGGAAAUCGAAUAGCUCUAAAAUAAACCACUCCAAGAAUUAAUGAGCAUAUUAAUCGGUAAGUUUUUCAAACAUGUUAAUCAAGAUAAAAAAAAAAAUUAUCAAUCUUUCAUUAAGCUAAGAAAAGUAGAUAAUCAUAUAGAUUAACUUCUUAGAUUAUUGUAAAAUAAAAUUCAAUUUAAUACUGAGACCAGAUAAAUGAAAAAAAGAUCUAAAUGAAGUUAUUAUAAAAGUGAUUUGAGGC
Messenger RNA from Paramecium sonneborni, 690 nucleotides. The record is from the annotation of a GenBank genome assembly. Lineage: Eukaryota; Ciliophora; Oligohymenophorea; Peniculida; Parameciidae.